AUGAAAUGUAUGGGUUGUGGAAAGAAGGGCACAAUCUAAAAAAAGACAUUAACUUCCAUUUGCUUUUCUUUGUGUUUGGGGUGAGUGCCAAAACACAAAUAAUCAAGUGUUUAUCUCUAGGAAUCUGACGGUUCUAGAAGUGAACUUCCUAAUUCAGUGAUUCUAGGCCAUCUUAGGUUGCUGCCGCGCUCUUAGCUAGGGUGGCCCUCCCCCAUUAGCUCCACGUAGUUUCCAGGGCUGACAAGUGAUUCGCAGUUUGGGCAAUUCAAGCUAGGAACAACUUUCACUUAUCCAAGUUCUCACAGGCACAAAACGUUAAGGGAGGACUUGGUUUGGUUUUUCUUUAUCACUCAAAAAGGUAAUUUAGAGACCUUUAACCACGGAAUCGGGGUCCCUGAGCUCUAUCAAAAUGGCAUGUGUGACAACUUGUGGAAGCGACUGAUCUCACACCGGAAGCAGUGUGACGGCAUGGAAAUUUUAGUUCAUAACCGUUCAUAGGGUAAACUUCAAAUUUGCGUUGCGACCUCCUUAUGGUUAGGUGGGUACAGGGAGGGCGGGACCACUUCAGUUUCUAUCCCAGCCCCCCUCGGGUCUGGGCUUUAUAAAAGGUUGUGAGCCCGGCGUCCCCUGCAGUUGCUGAGGAUCUCGCAUACCUCCAACCUCCGCUGCGAGUGAGCUGCCAACCGCCACACCAGAGACACGACAGCAGCUAAGUGACUGGUGGGCUGAGAUGGGUGUCAGUUGAGCAGGUUUAAGUAAAAUGAGGACCACACCUAACCUCGGACUGACUGCUCCGUCAGCCUUGGGACAGGUACUUAGCCUGUUUUCCCUUGUCCCUCCAAGAUAAAGCUACAGUACUGGGACGUUUAUUUUUUGGUACUGGGGAUCGAACUUGGGUCCUAGCGCCUGCGCAGCAGGCGGCGAAACCACUGAGCUAAAUCCCCGGCCCCAUGUUUAACAUUUUUUAAAAAGGGAGACCUGCAAUGGCAUAGAUGGGGAAUGGUGUGGGGGGUAAAGAUACCGGUGGGGGCGUGAGUGGAGCGUUCAGGGGGUGGUUCUCGGCAGCGCCUUGAGGCCGGUGUAGGGGAUGGGGGCUUAGGUGUGUAUUGGUGUGGAGACGAGCAGAAAAAACCUGCUGAUGAGGUGGGGUGGAAGUAGGGAUAAAUGGGGGAGGAGUGAGAGUGGUCGAGGCCUGACCCCCAGAGGACCCGCUAGCAAGUUGAGGUGGAAGUUACAGUGAGCAAAGGUUUUGCUGGGGUGUGGGGAUGCUGAUGUGUUGAAGGCUGAGUAGCGGUAUGUGGGAGGUGAGAGUUGGGGGUAGGGGAGAAGCUGGACAGAGCUUGAGGGCGCUGGGAGCGAGACCUGUGGAGGUUGGGCUGUGGGCCAGCGGUGGGGGAAGGGUGGUGGAUUGAGGCCUGAUUGAUGGAAGCCUGAACACUUCCACAUCACUCUUCGCAUCUCACCCCAUGGCUGGCCGGCCACAGGAGGGCAGCAGAAGUAAGCACGGGUGGAAGGGUGGGAGGGAAUAGGUGGAGGUUGGAUUGAAGAGGUACUGGAACGGCAGUGAAGGGACGGCCUAGAAAGACUGGAUGACUGGAUUAGAGUCCGGAAUAAGGACGUGUAGUAGUGAGGCGGGGGGAGGGGUGGGUGAAGGAGUUGACGCCCGAUAGGCGGUGGAAAAUUUCUUUGGGGAAGAUCGGCUGGGGAUGUGGGAAUUGGAAUCGCUUUGGGAGUGAGGGGACUGAAUAGAGGUUAGGAAAUUAUUAGCUUUACUGAGAGGAAAAUUUUUUAUCUAACGUGGGUUAACGAAUGUCUUUGCUGCCUCCCUAAGGCGUAGCAUAUGAAAUAACUUUAGGGGCCACUGUUUGCUUUGGACUUUUCUGAUUAAUCUGCAAAGAACCCUGGUGAGGCAGGUUGGGGUAGGUGAUAGGCUUUGUUUCUCUAGGGCUGGGGUGUGUGUGUGUGUGUGUGUGUGUGUGUGUGUGUGUGUGUGUGUGUGUGUGUGUGUUUGUGGUAUUUGGGAUCAAACUCAGGACCUUGCGCUUGUGAGGCAGGUGGCAGCACCACUGAGCUAAAUCACUGGCCCUCUCUAGGGGUGUUUUUUGAGGAGGGGUUUUUAGAGCCUUUUGGGGGGCCGGGUACCAGGGCUCUAACUCUCGGGACCUUGCGCUUGUGUGGCAGGUGUGGGUACCACUGAGCUAAAUCCCCGGCCCUGAUGAGGGGUUUUAUUUGUUAUGAACUUCUGGGCUCAAGCAAUUCUCUUGCCACAGCCUCUUUAAUAUUGGGACUGUAGGCGAGCACCAUCGCCAGGGCUUCUCUAGUUUUUUCACCCAGAGGAAGCCUCUAAUAAAACAAAUUUAAAAUGCUUCUCAUGCCACAGGUUGUGGUGCAUUCCUGUAAUUGCAGUACACUGGGAAGCUGAGGCAGGAGGAUAGCAAAUUCGAGCCCAUCCUGGGCAAUUUAAGAAGACCCUGUCUCAAAAUUAAGAAAUAAAAAAGGUUGGGAAUGUAGCUCUGUGAAGAUGUUGGUUCAAUUGCCAGUUUGGGGGAGGGGGCAAAAAAAAGCCUCUCAUUUCAGAGUAAAGCUUCAGCUUUAAAUUAGGGUAAAGAAACUGCCCAAAGAUAAAUGCAGAAUAUAGAAAUGUCUCAUUGGUUCUCAGUUAAUGAUUUUCUUAUGUAUAUCUUUGUCUUGACUACAGAAAUGGACAAGUCCAAAGAAAAGCUUUACCAAGCUGGCCCAUCAUAUACUCAGGAUAAGGACUGCCCUGUGGUGAUUGAUUCUGAGUCUAAUGAUGAACAUAUUCAUAAGAAAAAGAAAGUUAAGAUGUACAAAAUAAGCAGUGAAGAUGAGAUUUUGGAAGUGAUUUCUGACACUGAGGAGGAGCAGCUCCCCACCAGCACCCCAAAGUCUCCAGGAGUAAUUACUAUUAUUGAUGAUGAUGGCAACAAUAACAAAUUGGAAAUUCCUGUGCUAAAAGAAGGGGGUUCCCAUGAUCACAGCCAAAUUUAUUCAGAUAAAAAAGAAGUGGAUGAGUGUGUUGUCUCCCAGCACAAUUCACCUGAUAAUGUUCAUAAGAAGCAGGAUCUUGGUGAAAAUGUCAAUCAACCACCAACUGAUCCUUAGGCUAACCUAGAAAUUACUGAUCCACAGUUGCCAACUACUGAAGAAGUCAUAUUUGUGGCGGAGCAACUGAGGAAAAGGAACCGUAAAACCAACAAUACAUGUGUGACUACCUGGCCUUCCCAUUCUGAAUUGUCAGGGUUCAAAUUAACUAUUAUUCUUUCAGCUGAUAGUGAACCAAAAAAGCAUGCGUCUUCAGAGAAGAAAUCCAGUGCAGCAAAAGUUGAAAAGUGCGAGACUGGGAGAGCUGUGUGCCAAAUACCUGGAUGCUUCUUGCUUGACAUAGAAAAAUCAAAACAGUAUUCUGGAAAAGAAUUCAAGAAAAAUAAGGAUGAACUGGUUCAGAAAAUCUAUACACUGUUUAACACCACUGUCUUUGAUCAAAAGCUACUGGAGAAAAUAGACAUCACCUGGAAUAAAAAGAUGCUGAGAAGUACUGGCUUCUGCACCACUAGUGAGAGACAGUACCCAAAGAGGGAGCGCUAUGCCAAGAUUGAGAUUUCUCUGAAAGUCUGUGACUCUGCAGACUGACUCCGAGAUACCUUGAUCCAUGAAAUAUGCCAUACAGCCUCCUGGCUGAUUGAUGGUAUUGGAGAUUCUCGUGGUGAUACAUGGAAGUAUUAUGCCAGCAAAUCCAACAAGGUACAUCCAGAGCUGCCCCCGGUCACUCAUUGCCAUAACUAUACAAUUAACUACACGAUUCAUUAUGAAUGUAAUCAGUGCAAAACCAGGAUUGGCCGCUACACCAGAUCGUUGAAAACUGAACGCUUUAUCUGUGUUGUAUGCAAGAGGCCUCUGGUCUUGCUGCCAUUAACUCGGAAAGAUGGAACCCCCAUCCAGCCCUAUGUGAGACCAUUUGGCAAAUAUGUGCAAGAGAAUUAUAGAAAGGUAUUACAGGAGACAGCAGGGAUCAGCCAUGGGGAUGUGAUGAAAAGGCUCAGCAAGGAUUAUACUGCCAGUAAACAAAAGAAAAAUCCUUAAGGUCAUUUUAGAAUAUAUUUCUGUUAGCUGAGUCCUUUACUGACAAGAAGUUGUGGAAACGUUUCUGUAAAGUUAUUAAUAUUAUAGUUUAAAUAUAUAUUUUUAGAUUCAUUUUAUAAUGAUAAUUAUUUUUAAACAAAGGUUUUAUUGUACCCUUGUGAAUACUCUGAAGGGCUUUUGAUCCACCUUGGGUCUUAGUUUUACUGCAUAGUUUUAACAUAUAGAACAAAACAGGAAAAAAAAAAUGAGUUUUCAAGAGUGGCAAGUUGAGAGAAUGAAGAUAAUGCUGAAAUGGGGCCAGGGAUUUAGCUCAGUGGUGCUGCUGCCUGCCUCACAAGCACAAGGUCCUGAGUUCGACCCCUGGUACCAAAACAAACAAACAAACAAACAAAAAUAACUUGUGAAAAGAGAGUAAGUUUUAAAGACAGCACUUCAAAGCCAGGGCUGUUGCAUUAUGUAACUUGUUCUACCUGCCUACAUAUAACACAAACAUGUUUCAGGAAUUCAGUUGCUGAUGACAUUGAGUGAAACUGAGCCAUGUACUUGUUCAGAAAAAUAAAUAAAUAAAAUGUUGGUCUUUGUAUCUCA
Messenger RNA from Heterocephalus glaber (naked mole-rat), 4689 nucleotides. NCBI's taxonomy places the organism in Eukaryota, Metazoa, Chordata, Mammalia, Rodentia, Bathyergidae. The record is from RefSeq and is a predicted model, not a curated record.